Molecule: messenger RNA, 7124 nt
Organism: Scleropages formosus (Asian bonytongue)
Lineage: Eukaryota; Metazoa; Chordata; Actinopteri; Osteoglossiformes; Osteoglossidae
Gene: ino80
Product: INO80 complex ATPase subunit
Exons: 36
Coding region: 201-4766 (1521 amino acids)
Biological process (GO): chromatin remodeling; DNA-templated transcription; DNA repair
Cellular component (GO): nucleus; Ino80 complex
Molecular function (GO): DNA binding; ATP binding; ATP hydrolysis activity
Source: RefSeq, a predicted model, not a curated record
AUCCCUGCUCUCUCAGUUACUGAAAGUGGCCGCCUCUCAGCUGCUGCCGGCUCAGCGCUCACAGCCUCACUCGUUGCCCAGAACCGCCAUCUUGGAGACAGAGAGCAGCGAGCUGGCAGCGGCUGAGAGACCGAGAGAAAAGGGGAUACGGGGGCCGAGUUUCUACUUGUGCCCAGGGCUGGGCUCCUGUCUCACUCCUCAUGGCCUUGGAACAGCCUGUGGUGGAGGAGGCCAUCCACUCCAAGCUGGCCAGGCCACUUCACCUACAGUACUUGGAGAGAUCAUUGAAGCUAGAUGCUUUUCUUCGCCAGACUGCCACUAUCUUUAACAGGGACAUCUCCAGCGAUGACAGUGACAAUGAUUUGGAAGAAGUGGACCUUUCUAGUCCCCAUACUCCAGUGUUGGGUGUGAAGGAAGAGACUUUGUCUAGAGAUGGUGGGGGCGAGACAGGACCAGGCCGACUUGUAGAGAACAGUGGUCUCAAUGGCCUUCUCCUGCAAGAAUCAAGAGCUGACAAGGCAAAUCUAUACAAUUUCUCCAAGAUGAAGAAAAGUAGAAAGUGGCUCAAGGGUAUUUUGCUGAGCGACGACACCUCGGACUCUGACUCGGACGACUCAGACUUUUCCCUGUCUCGGGAGGAGCUGCAUGACAUGUUGCGACUACACAAAUUCACCAGGCAGCACCAGUGCAGGUUCCACACUGACCGUGAGCUGCAACAGUACCAGUACUACAGUACUGGACUGCUCUCUACCCAUGAUCCCUUCUAUGACCAACAGCGCCAUCUGCUGGGUCAAAAGAAAAAGAAAAUCAAAGAAGACAAGAAGCUCAAGGCCAAAUUAAAGAAGGUAAAGAAGAGGAAAAAGAAGGGUGAGGACUUUUCUGUCGAUGGGCGCCCUUAUGUCACCAAAAUCUUUGCCAAGUUUUCCCAUGAUGCCCCUCUGCCAGUAUCAAAGAAGAAGCAUCUCACAAUUGAGCAGCUUAAUGCUCGUCGACGGAAAGUUUGGCUCACCAUUGCCAAAAAGGAAAACCCCAAGGCAUAUAAACAAAAAGCUUCUGGUCGGAAUUUUGUUCUGUCCAAUGCUAAAAAGCUGGCCCAGCAGUGCAUGCGGGAGGUCCGGCGGGCUGCCAUCCAGGCCCAGAAGAACUGCAAGGAGACACUGCCUCGGGCACGGCGCCUCACCAGGGAGAUGCUGCUGUACUGGAAGAAGUAUGACAAAGUGGAGAAGGAGCACCGCAAGAGAGCUGAGAAGGAGGCACUGGAGCAGCGCAAACUAGAUGAAGAGAUGAGGGAGGCCAAGAGACAGCAGCGGAAGCUCAACUUCUUGAUCACUCAGACAGAGCUAUAUGCCCACUUCAUGGGUGGCAAGCACCGGGCCGGAGCCGACGCAGUUCAGGAGGAGAUCUUGAAGAAGCUGGAGGAAAAUGCUACGCACCGUCAGAUUGACAUUGGGGGAGGUGUGAUGGUCAACGUUGGUCAGGAGGAAUACGACAGCGAAUACUACAAAUCUGAGGCACUGAGGAACGCAGAAGAGGCCUAUCAGAUACACCAGGCUAGAACCAGGCUCUUUGAUGAGGAGGCAAAAGUGAGCCGUUUUGCUUCCCUGCGGGUGGCAUCUGACUCGGGCUCGGGGUUUGGCGAGAGCUAUAGUCUGUCCAACCCUUCCAUUCGUGCCGGUGAGGACAUUCCCCAACCCACCAUCUUCAAUGGGAAGCUCAAAGGCUACCAGCUUAAAGGCAUGAAUUGGCUGGCUAACCUCUAUGAGCAGGGCAUCAAUGGCAUUCUGGCCGACGAGAUGGGACUGGGAAAGACCGUUCAGAGCAUCGCCCUGCUUGCGCAUCUUGCCGAGCGUGACAACAUCUGGGGUCCGUUCCUCAUCAUAUCCCCUGCCUCCACGCUCAACAACUGGCACCAAGAAUUCACGAGAUUCGUUCCCAAAUUCAAGGUGCUGCCGUACUGGGGGAACCCUCAUGACCGCAAAGUAAUUCGGAAGUUCUGGAGCCAGAAAACCCUCUACACUCAGGAUGCCCCCUUCCAUGUGGUCAUCACCAGUUAUCAGCUUGUUGUGCAGGAUGUCAAGUACUUCCAGAGGGUCAAAUGGCAAUAUAUGGUCCUGGAUGAAGCUCAGGCUCUGAAGAGCAGCACCAGUGUACGCUGGAAAAUCCUCUUACAGUUCCAGUGCAGAAACAGAUUGCUGCUGACCGGAACGCCCAUCCAGAACACAAUGGCUGAGCUUUGGGCUCUGCUGCAUUUCAUUAUGCCCACUCUUUUUGAUUCUCAUGAGGAAUUCAAUGAAUGGUUCUCUAAAGAUAUUGAGAGCCACGCUGAGAACAAAUCAGCCAUCGAUGAGAACCAGCUGUCCCGGCUGCACAUGAUUCUGAAACCCUUCAUGUUGCGACGGAUAAAGAAGGAUGUGGAAAAUGAACUCUCCGAUAAGAUCGAGAUCCUGUCCUACUGCCAGCUCACAACCCGGCAACGGCUGCUAUACCAGGCGCUAAAAAACAAGAUCUCUAUAGAAGACCUUUUGCAGAGCUCCAUGGGCACAGCUCAGCAGGCCCAGAGCACCACCAGCAGCCUCAUGAACCUCGUAAUGCAGUUCCGUAAGGUCUGUAACCAUCCAGACUUGUUUGAGCGGCAGGAGACACGCUCACCCUUCCACAUGUCUUUGAAGCCAUUUAUCAUGUCCAAGUUCUUCUAUCGCCAUGGCUUGGUUACAAGCUUCAGCCACUGGCGCAGCAGGUUGCUCCAGGUGCUGCUGUCUCCAUUCUCACCCCAUCACAUCCAGCAAUCUCUGUUCCACAGGAAAGGUGAUGAUGAGCGCAGCUGCUUCUCCUUCCUACGUUUCAUAGAUAUGUCUCCAGCAGAGCUGUCCAACAUGAUGCUUCAGGGAAUGUUAGUGAGGUGGUUAGCACUAUUUCUUUCCUUGAAGUCCUCUUAUCGGCUCUACCUGCGGCGCCUCUGGGCAGCUAAGGAGGAGGGGGACAGUUUGGGGCAGAAUUCUAACUAUCUUGCCAACAAGGACUUGAUCCUGUUAAUUGAUAGCCCUACUUCCUUCCAAAGUAUACAAAGUAGCCCCAUCCUACAGGAUCUGGUGUUCACCAGCUUCCAACCCUGGGUGGCGAGUCACACGGAUGUCCUCAUACAUGGGAGGCAAAUGAGCCACUCAGUUCAAAGGCCAUGCCAACCCACACAGCUUCCCAAGUUCCUCUUUGCUGCAGCUCCUAGGGUGACCACAGUCCCCAUGGAAUGUUACUGUAAUGACCGCAGCGCAGAGUAUGAAUGGCGAGUGACCAGAGCUGGAGGGAGCCUGGCGGCCAAGCAGUGUAUCCUGUAUGGGGCCCCAGAUCUAGCUGCUGCCUGGACCAGCCGCUUUUGCGCCUUUUUCCCAGACCACCCUGGUGGUGUCAUGGCCAUCCACCCACCUCUUGGCUGGUCUUUCAUCAGGAUACCUGACAAGGAGGCACUGAUCACAGACAGUGGCAAGCUGCACACUUUGGACCUGCUGCUGACACGUUUGAAGUCGCAGGGCCACCGAGUGCUCAUCUAUUCCCAGAUGACCCGCAUGAUUGACCUGCUGGAAGAAUACAUGGUGUACAAAAAACACACCUAUAUGAGGCUGGAUGGGUCAUCUAAGAUUUCUGAGCGUCGGGACAUGGUGGCUGAUUUCCAGAGUCGGACGGAUAUUUUUGUCUUCCUGCUGAGCACACGGGCUGGAGGCCUUGGCAUCAACUUGACUGCUGCUGACACUGUGAUAUUCUAUGACAGCGACUGGAAUCCCACAGUAGACCAGCAGGCUAUGGACCGUGCACACCGACUGGGCCAGACGAAGCAGGUGACCGUGUACCGCCUCAUCUGCCAGGGCACCAUCGAGGAGCGCAUCCUGCAACGAGCCAAGGAGAAGAGUGAGAUCCAGAGGAUGGUGAUCUCUGGUGGAAACUUCAAGCCUGACACCCUGAAGCCCAAGGAGGUGGUGAGCUUGCUGCUGGAUGAUGAGGAGCUGGAGAAGAAGUUACGACAGAGACAGGAGGAGAAGAGGCAACAGGAGGAGAGCAGUAAGGUGAAGGACCGAAAGAGGAAGCGAGAAAAGUAUGCUGAGAAGAGAAAGAGGGAUGACGAGCAGGAUGUGAAAAGGAGGAAGGAUGGUGUAAACAUUGUCACACCCUUUGCUCCAUCGGCAGACAACUCCAAUCUGUCAGCGGAUGGAGAGGACUCCUUCAUCAGCGUGGACAUGGACUCAGCUAUGCCCAGCCCUUUCAGCGAGAUCUCCCUCAGCAGUGAGCUGCAGCUUGGCUCUAUCCCUCCAGAUGAAAGUAGCAGUGACAUGCUGGUCAUUGUGGAUGACCCUGUGUCAUCUGCCCCGCAGUCUCGUGCUACCAACUCCCCUGCUUCUGUGGCUGGCUCCGUCUCUGACAACAUGAAUGGAGUUUCUGUCCAGGACACCUCCAGCCCAGGGCGGGGACGGGCAGGUCGUAGCCGUGGGCGGCCGAAGGGGUCCGGAGGAGGUGGGAAAUCAGCUGGGAAGGGGCGUGGUCGCAAAUCUACUGCAGGAAGCGCAGCUGCCAUGGCAGGAGCCAUGGCGGGGGCUGCGGCAGCAUCGGCAGCAGCUUAUGCAGCUUACGGAUACAGCGUCUCAAAAGGGAUCACAACAGCCAGCAACCUCCAGCCCUCGCUGGGGCGUCCUUCAGCUGCCUCGCCUUUCUUAGCCAGCGGCACAUCGUCGCCUCUGAGCUCUGCCCAGAAUAAGGGUGGGGCUUUCUCCAAACGCUAACCCUUUGCACUUGCAAAAUCAAGCUGGCAUCCUACUCUCCCCGUGUUUGAUUAAAAGACGAGAAAUCUUGCACUCUCCUGCUCCGCUUGCAGGAGCAGAUCUUAAGGAAACUAUAGUAAGGUCAGCCCCUCAAAACCUUCAUCUGAUGGAGGACCAGUGAAUUUCCUGCUCGCAGAGGCAGCGCUCCACUUACAACUCAGCCGGUCCCCUCUCUGACAUUUAGAGAUCAUGCAGAGUGAUUUUUAAAGAUUUUAGGUUAUUUCAAUUUUCCCUGAAAUAAAACAGUCUUCAUGGUUUUUUAAUACAAGUCUUGCGGUUGCUUUGAAUGUUACAUGUAACUUGACAUGCAGAAAACAUCUGUCCAGUCUAUCACAAGAUGUCAGUUGUGUCAUGUAACGCUCUUUGCUUUCUUGUACAGGUUGGCAGUUAGAGAUUUAUUUUAAAAAGUCAUUUGAUUGCACUUCCCAUUUCUAAUUCAAUUUGAAAAAAAAUAUUUUUCUUUCCAGAUUUAUAAAUAAUGUGGAAAUGUUUUUUCACUGUAUUUGCUCUUUCAUACAGUGAAGUCUGUGCCGAAGUCUGUGCCAAAAUCUGCCCUUUUCACUUCCCAGAAGUAAAGAUUUAGGUGGAUGUCUUAUAGCCUAAUACCUUAUCAAUUCAUACUUGACCUUGGGGUAGUAUAGAAACUCAUAAAUAUCAUCAGUUUAAGGGCUAAAUAAAAUGAACGAUUCUAGUGGAAUCUUCAUGUGUCCUUGUAGGUACAGGUUUUAUGUACAAGUAUAUAAAAUCUGCUGUAUUAUAUAUACAUAUGUAAAACUACCUACAAGGAUAUAUGGUCACACACAUUUUGACAUUUUCCCUCCAUCCGAGCCGCUUCAACUGUAAGUACAGUACAGCCCUGUUUAGCGAAUGGCAUAUGGCAUUACUGUUGAUCUGUUUAGUAUUUUAUGUUUUGUAUGAUUGCUGUACAAAUAUGUUGUUCUCUGUAAAAAUUAAACAUUAAUCUAUUUACAGAAAAGAAAAGCAUCUGGUGUCCACUGUACAAAGUCCCAGCUGAAAACACAGCAAAUAUAAAUAGGAAUGUUUUUAUUUGUAUCAUACUGAAAAACCCAAAAGAUUUGCAUGUCUGAAAAGUGACAUGUGAAUUGUAAUGAACAUGUUGACAUUGUAAAUCAUCAGUUCUUCCGUUGUGAUUUCUAUUAAAGAUAAAAAGGCUGUAUAUAUAUUUUUUCUUUUUUAAUCGGACUAGUUGAGCAGUACAGAUAUCUUCUUCUCAGGUAUGGCCAUUGGGCCUCUUUCUCAAGCUGGUUUGAGCAUUAUCUGUGAGGCUUUUAAGGAGAAAAAAAAAAUGUUUUCUGCUUAAGAAAGCCAGAAAAAAAAGUCUGAAGUUAUUAACAUAUCAUGCUAAUUCAUCACAAAGGUAUGUGUAUAACUUCUGUUCCUAAGUGAUGUCUUUAUCACAAGAGCAGUGUCACAUUUUUUUAAGCCCUUAACCUGUUUGAUGCGCAUGGGUCCUACUGUGAUUUUUCAUACCAAUAUGCUCCAAGAAUUUGGGAAAGGUAUUUGGUUCAGUAGAAUCCCUGAACUGCAAAGCACUAUUUAAAGAAAAUUUCCAUUCUAUCUGGAAUAAAUGUGAAAUACGUAAGUGUAUAUAUAUUUUUUUCCCAAAAAAAUCCCUUAUAAAAUAACUAUCUGUGGUUUUAUUCAUUUAACUUGUUUUGUGAAACCCAGCUAGUCAAUAAAUUGAGGUUGGUUUCCUUGAAGUAGUACAGAAGCUUACUUAUGAAAAAAGGCCAGCGCUCAGUCCAGCAGUGCUCAAGGGGUACAACCCUUAAAGGUGGUAAAUUUCUAAAGAACUCGACUUACAUGUUUUCAGUCUGAAUAGUACAGAACCCCCAUGUUGUUUCUCACUGUCUAAAGAAUGACAACCUAGAGUCACAGCUGUUCUGGACCACAGCAAGAAGCCAGUGUCAUUUUGGUUCCCAUUUAAGACUUUGAGCAGGACACAUUUAUUUUCUUUCACUGGUUUUCUAAAAAAAUAUGGGGAAGAAUACUUAAAAUGUUGACUUAUCUAUGAUGGAUUUUGUAUUAAAGCUCAUAUUUUUCUAGUCAAUUUUGUACUCAGUAUAAGGAGACUGCACUGAAAACUUGUCAAUGGUUAAUACCUGGAGAAAAUCACUUGCUUUAAACAAUUUUGUGAAAUACAGUUUGACAGACAUGUGGUUUAGGUCUUCAAUGAGCAAAACUGGAAAGUCAACUACAUUAAAAAGCAUAAUUAAGGGUAUGAGCCACCAGCAGCUAUAAGAUGUGGUUUAAUACUUUUUUCCCUUUGCCUCUGUAAAUAUUGUUUUUUGAUUGAUU